Molecule: messenger RNA, 1671 nt
Organism: Lachancea dasiensis
Lineage: Eukaryota; Fungi; Ascomycota; Saccharomycetes; Saccharomycetales; Saccharomycetaceae
Source: the annotation of a GenBank genome assembly
AUGUCAGGAGUAUUUCUCCGUGUCAUCAAAAACUCUAGGAAAAAUGCAUACGGUUUGCAGUCAACUGCGUGCAAAAGCACCCGGAUCGGAAGAGGUCCCAGAAUCAGCUAUUCCACUCUUGCUACCAAGUUGAGAGCGCCCCGUAACUCUCGCAUUUUGAGAGCCUCAAUUCUCACGACAACUUCUGCCUCCGCAGCACUCUUACUGUCGUCGUUUUUGGGGUCAACGCCUGGGGACAUAAGUACGGAUGAAGUGAUGCUUCAUAACACAGUAGACGACUGUUGGAUUGUGAUAGAUGGGGAGGUUUACGAUGUGACGAACUUCAUAGGUGUGCACCCCGGUGGUGCAUCUAAGAUCCUAGAGGUGGCAGGCGGGGAUGCAACUAGGAAAUUCUACUCCAUUCACUCAGGCUCCACUUUAGACAAGAUGAAAGACCAACUUAUCUAUUUGGGUAAGCUCAAAGGCAGAUUUGAAGAUGUGAUCUCUGAUGAGGAGCUGUUGAUUGCGGAGAAGCGCAAGAAGUUGCCACCAUUGAGUCGGGUUUUCAACCUUUCUGACUUUGAGGGUAUCGCCAGAGAAAUACUUCCAACGAGUACCUUUGCCUAUUAUGCUACAGGUGCUUCCGACGAAUUCACCAUUCGCGAAAAUCACUACGCAUACGGCCGUGUUUUCUUUAGACCCAAAGUCUUACAAGACAUAGAAUAUGAUGUUGACACAUCAACCGAGUUUUUGGGAACCAAGGUCAACCUCCCCAUCUACAUCUCAGCAUUUGCAGGCUCCAAAAUGGCACACCCUUUAGCCGAAUUGAAUUUGCAGUCCGCUGCGUAUGAUGCCAAUAUCAUGCAGAUGGUCCCUAAACAAUCGUCCUACAGCAUUGAAGACUUCUUUGAACAUGUUCCAGACAGCCAAAACCACUGGUACCAGUACCACUUUGAUGACCUCCAGCAACUUGAAAACUUUGGAACGUUACUGAAAACACUGGAAACCAAACCUAGCAUCAAGGGUAUCUUCCUCAACGUCGACCUUCGGGAUAUUGGAAAUCGUGAGAAGGAUACGAGGCAAAGAAGUGUAGAUACCACUACGAGCAAAGAACUCUCCAGCAUUGUGACUAAAAACAUGUCUUACGCCAAAUUUACCUGGAAAGAUGUGGAGAAGAUUAUGGCCUCUACGGAUUUACCCAUCUGCUUGAAAGGUGUUCAAAGAGGAGAAGACGUAGUGCUAGCAGCUGAAAAAGGAGUCAAGGCAGUAGUGCUUUCCAACCAUGGUGGACGGCAGCUGGACUUCUCGCGCCCGCCAUUGGAGGUGCUUGCUGAAGCCAGGACCAUGCUCAAGGAAAGAAAUCUCGAGGACAAGAUUGAAAUCUACCUUGAUGGUGGUGUGCGAAGAGGUUCUGAUAUUUUGAAAGCUCUCUGCAUGGGUGCUAAGGGAGUUGGUCUGGGAAGACCCUUCCUGUACGCAAUGGCGGGCUAUGGAGAAGAAGGUGUUAAUCAUUUAAUAGACAUUUUGCAGGGCGAAAUCAAGAACAACAUGAGACUUUUGGGUGUGGAGCGCAUUUCUGAUUUGGAUGAAAGUCUUGUAGACUUCAAGAGCCUGAGCUUUCGCAACCCUAGGGCGAAUGAUGUUCUUUACGAUGAAGGCUACAUGUCGUUACGCUUUCCCGAGUUCAAGUAG